Messenger RNA from Episyrphus balteatus (marmalade hoverfly), 1444 nucleotides. RefSeq lists its product as uncharacterized. NCBI's taxonomy places the organism in Eukaryota, Metazoa, Arthropoda, Insecta, Diptera, Syrphidae. The record is from RefSeq and is a predicted model, not a curated record. The transcript has 6 exons. Bases 483 to 1403 code for a protein of 306 amino acids.
UUUUUUUUUUUUGAGUGAAUGAUUUUAAUUACUUUUUUUUAUCAUCAUUAUUUUUUUGAAACCUUGACAGUGAUUUAGUUCGGUAAAGUCCUUUAUUAUUGUCGUCGUGAAAGGAUAAAGUGGGAGACACAUUACCUAACUGAAUAAUUAUAUUCUAAUUAAAGUUGAAUAAGUAUCAAUCCUCUGAGCAGCGUCCUGGGGGGAAAGUUAUAAAGAUAGAAAGAAAAGAAAAUUAAAAAAAAAAAAAAAGUACGGUGGCCGUGACAGCCGUAAGUGAAUUAAUUGCGAAUUUAUAAUUUCCUGUGAUUACGGUUUAAUGUGCGUCCCAAUUAAAGUUUAAUAACUUUCUUAAGUUCAUAAAUUUUUUUUUUAUUUUGUUCUGCUAUUUCUCUUGGGUGGACGUGUUUUUGUACAAUUUUCGUAUUAUUUUCACGAAGAAGGAAGAAAGUUUUUUGUGGAUUAUCGGUUUUUUUUGGCGCAAAAUGUCGGUGUUUUUGGUGCUGUUGCUGGCCUUUGUUCAUGAUUGUCAACUUGGUGGUGGUGGUAGGGGAGCCAGUGGCGUGUACGGCCUCUUUGUGACUGACAUCAAUGUUCCAGAAAUUGUUGACUUUCGGGAUAAUGUGACUUUGUCGUGCAGCUAUGAUAUGAGUGGGCACACAUUAAACUCUGUGAAAUGGUACAAAGAUGAAAUGGAGUUUUUCAGAUACUCUCCAAUGAUGCAUCCAGUUUACAUGAAAUUUCCAGUUGCUGGUGUGAUGGUGAGCGAAGAUAAAAAUUUCUGCAACGAAUUUUCGUGUCAAAUCGAAUUGAGUUUGCAAGGAAAAAAAUCAUCAGGUGUGUACCGAUGCGAAGUAUCUGGUGAUGCACCACAUUUUAAGCUGACAACUAAAGCUGCCAAUAUGACUGUUGCAGCUCUGCCGCAAAAUAAUCCGCUUAUAAGCAGCUUUCACUCAAUGUACCGGCUUGAUGAAUUCGUCACAGCAAACUGCUCAUCCGAUUAUUCAAGUCCACCAGCAACAUUGACAUGGUACAUAAAUGGCGAAAGGGCAUUUCCGGGUGAACUACAACCAAGAAUGGAACAAACUAUACCUGCGCACGAUUACAAUUUGCGUAGGCAAACGUUGCAAGUGCAUUUCUAUCUUAAUGGACCGAGAUAUUUUAAUUCAGGAAGGAGUUUACAAUUGAAAUGUGUGGCAGAAAUUGACAAAUAUCCGGAUUUAAGACGAGAAUCAUCAUUGAGUGCCGUCCUAACGCAUGAUGAAAAUUUAAACAAUCAAAUGUUGCUUAGUUCGGGUAUGUCUACCUCAGUGUCAAACAAUCGUAUAAAUGUACUUUUGCUACUUACACUUCUAACAACGAUAAGUGUUCAUCAUAGCACAUUCAUGACUGCCAUGAAAAGAUAGUAAAGUAAACUCUUUAAUUAAUAUAUAAAUUUAAUAUAAAA